AUGGACAAGGAUGACGAGAUUAAAGGUGCAUUUUAUGAAGAACUCACCAAUGUGCUUACAAAAAUACAUCCAACAGAGCUAAUCUUAAUGCUCGGAGACUUCAACGCGUGCGUUGGCCGUGACUGUGAUGCUUGGCCAAAGGUACUAGGUAGACAUGGUGUCAGUAGCAUGAACAGUAAUGGUCAAUUGCUGCUUAGUCUGUGUGCUCAGUUUGAAUUAACUGUAACAAACACUAUUUUUCGUCCAACAGCUAAGCACAAAACUACCUGGACGCAUCCGAUGUCGAAACAUUGGAAUUUGAUAGACUACGCGAUCGUUCGACAUAAAGACAUCUCCCGAGUCAAAGUGAUUAGUGUCAUGCGUGGAGCUAGCUGUUGGACCGAUCAUCGACUAGUAGUAUCAAGACUUGAACUCCGACUGCGAUAUUGCGCAAGCUUCGAUAUGGAGAAGUUGCAAGCUCUUGAAGUGCAGAAUAUUUUUGUUGAGGCAAUAAGUGAAGGUAUCCCCCACCCCAAUAUAGAUAUACCGGUAUCUAUAUCGAGGUGA
Molecule: messenger RNA, 546 nt
Organism: Parnassius apollo (apollo)
Lineage: Eukaryota; Metazoa; Arthropoda; Insecta; Lepidoptera; Papilionidae
Source: the annotation of a GenBank genome assembly